Molecule: messenger RNA, 1088 nt
Organism: Drosophila novamexicana
Lineage: Eukaryota; Metazoa; Arthropoda; Insecta; Diptera; Drosophilidae
Exons: 2
Coding region: 118-675 (185 amino acids)
Source: RefSeq, a predicted model, not a curated record
GUAUAUUUUACGUCUGUAUUGUAACAGGAUUGGUUAUAAGCUGCAUAUUUCGUUUUUCAAAAACAAAUUUAACGUCAACUAAAAUCACACUCUUAACAGCUGAUAUUGCGGAUCAUUAUGUCCGCCGUGGUUUGCGAAUUUAUAUUCAAGCUAUUCAUUGCGUAUCUCUGUUUUCUGAAUCUGGCUAACAUAACUGCUAAGCGAGCUUUCACACUAACCAGCCAGUACAAGAAAUUUUUGGGCAUACCCUAUGGAACGGAACAGAUUCUGGAGAUUCAUGAACGCGAAUAUGAAUAUACGUUGCCCGCAAUAGCCGCUAUAUUGGCCUGCAUGGGCUGUGAUGCCAUACAUUCGUUAUGUUUUCUAUUUGUAUCCGAGGAGUUGCAGCAUCGUUUGUGGCAUUUGAUGACCAAGCUUUUUUGGAUUUCAAAAAGUCUGUGGUUAUUUCUUUACAUAGCAGGCUUCACAUCAAUUUUACGAUCCCAUCACGAGCUAUACCUGAUCACACAUGGACUGCAGCUGGAGAAUGUCGAUGACUUGUUAAUUAGUUUCAAAUUUCAGUUCGUUUGGCAAACAGUUGUCUUCAUAUUCGCAAUCAUAUGCUGGAUGGAGGAGGACACUCUCACCAAAAACUAUUACAAGCUCUUGUUGUAUGAGCGCGACUAUCAGAUUUAAGAAUAAAUCACAAUAUGUGGCCAGUAUUCAAGUGGUGUCCGGUUGCCAGCGCCUUCCAUCAGCAAAAUUUGAAAUGAAAACGUGGCAGCACAUUCUGUUGAACUCAGCAUUUCUGGAUCCAGAACCAUUCUUUCAGGCAGUCUUAUAUACAAGCUAGCACAACGCAGGCGCGGAAUCGGGCACAAUUCAGUCGACUUUAGAGCGUUCAUCGAGAACAUUUACGGAAACGAACUGCGUUACAAAAGAUUAUCUUAUAUUUGUAUUUUAUUAAAAUGUGAGUAAAUUUAACUGCCUGACGAAUAUGUACUUGUUUAAAUAUACAUAAAAUAAACGCAAUAGUAAAUACACUUAAGGCCUAAGGAGAUUUCAAUACCUGUCUCAAGACGGAUUUAUGACUUUAAAAAUAAUACAUA